GGUCUUGGCAGUUUGAAGUUUGAUUGAUGCAGAAAAUUACCAAGAGUUUCAGAAUCUUAGAAGAUACUGGACUUUACCUCCGGGUUACGCGGGAGCUUUGACAAUAGAUUAAGGAAUGAAAUAUUUGGUACCCAAACAACGCUAACAUUAAUUUGAAGCAGUUAUGCACUUCUUAUAAUAAUUGGUUUGAAUUGAAAAUAUAAUUUAAUACAAAAGGAUAUGAUUAACUAUUGAUAUCAGCUUUAUCAUAAAUAUAUACAACAGUUUGGGUUCUUGGAAUAAUAACUUAUCACUAUCAAGUUCGUCCUUCCUCAUAUUUAAUAUUAAUAUAAGCUUCAACAUUUUUACGAAAGGUUUUUCAUAAACAUAUUCACACAAUAUCACCUAUUGGACAAAUUGGGGAUAUCCACGAAGACCAUAGAAGGUAUGUUGUAUUUUUUUUUCCGUACCCCAUUAAAUCACCAUUCGCUUCGAUGUCUAUACAUUACCAAUGGAUAAUAUAAUCUUUAUUAAAAAUAUCUGCAGUUUUGUGGGAUUUCUUUUACAAAGAAAAUACUAUAACUUGCUUAUAACGUAGAUACCUGAACUGAUUUCUAACAACUAUUGCAUUAGGGGUGAUGUAACUUCUUCAUUUAAAUGUCGGAAUUUUGGAACAAAUUCACUUUAAACUUGAAUUCUUAAAGGUAAAUAAAUUCCUUUGUGGUUACAUUGGUUAAAAGGCAUAUUCACAAUUUAGAUCAGAUUAUAUUUUGAAAAAGACACUCUAGAAGGCUAUAAUUAUAAUAAAAAUGAACAUUUCAUGCUGAAUUAUUAUGUGCAAAUGAAGUAAUUCUGGUAUUUACUUUGAACUUCUUAAUUGCAUGAAUUAAAUAAUCAAUAUCAUGUACUUGUCUAAAAUCGAUAUGUUUGGAAUAUAAACACUAAUUUAAACUAAAUAAAGUUAGAAGUCCAAUAAAAUAAAUUUUCAAAUGAGAAUUCCUGGCUUAUCGAUAUAAGUCAUAUCAAAGUGCCCGAAAAUAUUUUUCACCAAUUUGAAAUCAUCCUUCGAAUAUGGAUAAAAAUUGUUAUGAAUUAUGGAAAAAUAGCAAAAAACGUCACAUCAAUAUUGUAGACUUUUUAACUUUACACAAAAAUGAUCCAUUAGUUUUUUGCUAUUGAUGAUAUAUACAAGAAUAGCUAGAGUUUGAAAUUUAGAACCUCCAGAAAUCAUUUCUAAUUUUCUUCGAGGAUUAUGAGCAAGUAAUCAUUUCUAAAGCUGAAAUUAUCCUCCCUUAAGCUGUAGCCGCUCUGACUUUGUAAGCAUCAGUUGAAGCAAAUAAUUUUUAUCUUUGAUUCAAUUGAAAAUUCGAAAAAUCUUUUUGGACGAAAACUGCACAUUUAUUCCAAACUAUAGAAUGGGCUGUAGUCAAUAAGUCCUUUGUCCCUAUUUAAACUGUUCUUAAAUUAAACAAUCCCAAUGCUUUCAAACGCAUUCAGUAAUUUAUUAUUGAACAAAUUUUUCAACAAGUUAAAUUAUUUUUCAGUUUGUCCAUAUUUUAAAUGAGCUAAAUGCAUUAACGGAUCUCUUAGUCCGUCCAACAUACUUUCUGUCACAAUCACUACAGCUAAUUUCAUAGAUACUACUCUGAUCACAUUUGGUAUUUUAUCUUUAGGAUUACCCAACAAUUGUUUCAAUGUAUAGCUGGAUUUAUAAACCAAAUUCAAACCCACUCUGUGAAAAAUUCCUUCCACUCAUUUCAUAUAAACAGGAUUAAAUGGUACCAGAUCAAAUUUUUCUUAUUUUUCACUUUGUUUUUCUUAAACCCAUGACGGUGGAGGAACCUAUCUACAAUUGUCUCAUAAUCGUUGAGUACAGCAUUAUUCUCAAUAAAAUGAAAAUGAAUCAGCCGGGAUGUAACUGCACGUAUCGGUGUUUUUCCUAAAUCCAGCAAUUUCUAGCCUAAAUCACUUUAGUAAUGAAGAAUAAUAAUAGGCUAGAAUGUGAUGAUGGAAAAAUUUGCUAUAAAAUAGAUUUGGGUAAUAAUGGAAAGUAAAAAAUCCGAUGAAUACCAUGUAUCAUUCAAUUUGAUUAACAAUACAAGAAAGAGCCGAUUUCCAUGGUAUAUUUAUUUUUGUGGUUGGAUAGCUGAUCUGUUGAUUAUUUCCAACGGAAUGGUGAUGGCGUGGUCGUCCCCUGUCUUACCUCAAUUACAGUCUAAUAAUACAGAUAUUAAUCCUCUGGGAUCAGCGAUAAGUACAUUGGAAGUCUCCUUAAUAGCGACAAUUCCAGGGUUGAGCGCCACAAUUGCCUUCUCAUUCUGGGCAAAAAUUAUAGACAAAAUUGGCAGAAAACAAACCAUGAGAUUAAUAUCUAUAUUACUGUUAUGUAGUUUAAUCACAACUGCUCUCUCUAGAUAUAUAUUUAUAUAUUACAUAUCAUUGGCAGUAACAGGAGCUAGUUUAAGUGGAGGACUAUUAUCAGUUGCGGUUUACAACACCGAAAUCGCAGAAGAAAAUAACAGGGGACAAUUGAGUUGUAUGAUGGCAACGCAUCUACCUAUUGGAAUGCUUCUUAUGUAUAUUUUUGGUUCUAUGACAGGCGUAAGAAGCUUAACUUUAAUUUGUAUAAUACCAGUGAUUCUUCAUCUUUCAUUCUCUUUCUGCAUUCCCGAAUCUCCAGUUUUUUUAUUAUCAAAAAAUAGAUUAUCUGAAGCUUCUAAAGCCUUACGCAAAUUAAGACGCCUAGAAAGCUCAGCUGAUGUGGAUUUUGAAUUUAAGAAGAUAAAAGAAACGUCUAUAGAUACAUUUGAGAAAUCGAGCUUUUUUGAGAUAAUUAGAGAUCCGUGUGCAAGAUUGGCAUACAUUCUUAGCAUGCAGCUUUUCAUAAUAGAACAAUUCUCAGGUAUCUUAGUGAUCGUGAUGUAUGUCGCUCCAAUAUUCAAUGAAUCUGGAUCCGCGCUGUCUGGAAAUCAUGUCGGCAUCGUUGUGGGGGUGGUAAAACUGUUAACAUUUUCCUUGGCGACUUAUUUCACUGAUAAACUAGGAAGAAGAAUUUUGCUAUUAAUUUCUACGUUUUUGUGUGCAAUUUCUAUGUUUUUUCUUGGUUUAUACUUUUACCUAAAGCAUGUAGGAUCUCCUAUAGUUGAAAAUUUACAAUGGGCACCAAUUCUAUGUGUAGUUUUAUAUAUUACUGUCUAUGCAUUCGGCUUAGGAAGUGUACCAAUGGCAUUUGCUGGAGAAGUGUUCCUAGAUCGUUUGAGAGUAAGGGGUGUAGCUUUAGUAAUGAUAAGCGUCGGUUGUUUCUCGAGCGUAAAUACUUUUUGUUUUCCUCUUAUAGCAAAUCAUUUUGGAUUGUAUUGCGUCUUUUGGAUUUGCAGUAGUACAAGUAUAGUUGGACUUAUAAGUAUUUAUUUCAGUAUUCCAGAAACUAGAGGUAAGACUUUUGAGGACAUUCAAAACAUCUUAAAAAUGCGUAUGAAAAGAUGACAGAAUUGUCUAAUCUCACUUCAUUCUUAGUAAAUGGGAAAGAAAGUAAGCGACGAAAAGAAAGCAAUAUUAUUGUAGCAAACUAAUUUUAUAAUCAAAAUGUGCGCAUUACGAUUUUUAAAUAUAAGUAUUGCAAUUUAUAUUUUUUUAUAUAUCUAUGUUUGAUGUCAAUAUGAUUCAAGUGUAUUUUUUAAUAUAAUUAACAAACGAUAUUGCUACUAGCUUAUGACAUAAUCUUUACUAUCCUUGCUAAUAUUAUAAAUUUGAAAGUGUGGAUGUUUGUUACGCUUUCGCGCAUAAGCUACUUGACGAAUCAUCUUGAAACUUUUUACACAUAUUCUGGAAGUACUAGAAAUAACCUAGUCUACUUUUUAUUAAUAAAAUAUUUUUUACAAAAAUAAAAAAAAAAUUGUCAACAAAUAUCAACAUUUUGCUACUUCAGCGCCAUCUAACAUACAGAACUUCAAACCCUAAAUCCUAUAUUAUCGACGUACGAUAUUACCGACGGUCAAGUCAAUAUCUAUUUAAUCUAUGCGUCCAAUUCAAUUGACUAUAGUUUCAGCUGUUUGGAAUUUUUGAAAUUAGGUACAAUGGUACCUUCGGUGACAGUCACUGGAAGCGUAUGUCUAAAAAAUGCGUCGGAAGCGUAAAUCUACAUUGUCUAAAAAUUUUUGAUGGUUCCGAGUAGUAAAAGUUGCACGAAAUCAAGAAUCUUCGAUUCGUGGAGAGCUGUGAAGACAACAGCAAGCAAGGCGACAAUGUGAUUUGAGUGCUGCUGAAACACCUCUUCAGACCCAACGUCGUUUAGAAAGACAUGCUCAGCAGCGGGUAACUAGAAGAGCGAUAGAAACGCCAGAACAAUCACAUGUUUGGAAAAUUGUUCGAGCAGAAAUAGAUACCACACGCCGUCGAAAUUUCAUGUGUGAGGAGUGGUCCGUAUUUAAUGAUACUGGAUUAAUAUGACCCUACAAUGGAAUAUCACAAUCAUCCUCUAAUUGUUAUUCCCUCAAUGAAUAAAAAAUGUCAAUAAUAAUGAAAUUGCUCGAGAGCUAGAUAAUGAUUUCAUAGGACUACAACAUCAAGUGACAGAAUUAGUCCCUCAAUUACUUCCAGAGCAAAAUCAUAUUUUCCAUCAUGUUUUACGUAGAAUAGACUCCGGUAAUGGUGGACUCUUCUUUACCGACGCGCCAGGAGGAACCGGAAAAACGUUUUUGCUCAACUUAUUACUAAUGUCCGUCAAAAAAGACCAGAAAAUAACAGUUGCCCUUGCUUACAGGAAAAUACAUUUGUUAUUGUAUUACAAUAAAGCAUGUUGUGAAACUUCAUAGUAUGUAGUAAUUUUUAAAAAUCGAUAAUACUAACCAAGCAAUAAAAUAAAAUUAUCUUAUUGAUAUAUUUCUAUUAUAAUAAUUUCUGAUACUUAUUUAAUGGAUUCGAUGCGAGCGAAGCCGCGGGUAAAAGCUAGUUUGUUAUAAAAUAACUGACAAAGUUUUACAACAUUUUUUCUGUUGACAAGAAACCAAAUAUCACUUUAUUUUAGAACACUUCAUUAUACAAUAAAGUUACAUUUCCUUUACAUCAAAAGUACAAUUAUCGAAUGAGCAUUGCAGAGACUCUAUCGAGCGAAUCGUAUAAUGUUUGGGCUGCAUGUUAUGAUACUCGCUCUAUUAUGCACAAGACAUAAAUCAUUGAACACAUUUGUAGCAAAAACCUCGAAUCUAUUUUUACGAGUUACAUCCGUCACAAAUUACGUCGAUAUAUUAUGGAUUGAACCAAUUAUUACGAUUACUUGAUAUAGUCCGAUCAAUAGAGACAUUUAAAAUAACAAAAAUUCCCGGAAAGCCAAAUAUUAGUGGAGAGCUGGGGUUUACCAUUACAAAUAAAGUUUUAAAAAUCCCCAUCGAUCCAAUGAGUGCUCAAAUUCGGGGUCAAAGGUCAAUAUUUGAGGUUUUUUGAGUAUCAAGUAAGUGAGUUUUAUAAAAAAAAAAUAUAUCAAAGCUGUAGAUCUUAAAAUUCUCUACAAAAAUGGUUUCAAUAAUAAUUUUUUCGUAAGAGUUACCAUUCCUGAGAUAUCGUAAUUCUAAGAGUCACAUUAUACGCAUAUACAUAUCAGGAACUUAAGACAAGUAUAAAUACCUAUUUGAGUACAUAUAUUAUACUAUUCUGAAAACAUUUAUUCAAAAGAUAGUCAGUCCCUAACUGAAUUUCCUCUACCCACGUAUACUUAAAAAAUAUCUGGCUAUUCUAUUCUCCGUAGCUCUUGUUCUUUAAGUGUUAAAGGUUCAGCUUAUUACAAGCGUCUACCAUUUAGGUUAUUUGUGCUAUUUUAUAGCUCAAAAAAAUGUCUCAGUUUCUCAGCAAUGUACAAAAGGGGCAAAACGUCCGUAUUCAAAUUAUUCGAAAAAAAAAGAUUUGAUUGACUGCGUUAAAAUAUUCACAGACAUUGAUUCUACACCUCAAACAAUAAUUAAGGAAGGAAUUCGCUUUCUUUUCGCUGUUUAUGGAUACUUAACAAGAUAACAAGAAACAAGUACAACCAUCAUGUCUUCCUUCUACAUCGGCAUCUGCUAUUCAACAUUGGUAUCGAAAUUACUGUCAAGUUCAAACAUGGCUAGGCAAUUAACUGAACCCAGAAGACCGGGUUUGGACAUUGAUAGAUAAUACUCUAGAGCCGAUUGAAACUUGAAACACUAUUUUUUGCAAAUGCAAAAAAGGUUGUCGUGCAAAAUGUGGCUAUAAAAAAGUCGAGUUGCUGUGUUGUCCAGCGUGUACCAAUUUCCAAAGUCAAUCUUGCUCAAAUUUCCAGUUGAGUUCAAUAGAGGAAGAUCCUGUAGACUUUCAAGAGUAUGAAUCUAAUUAAAAUAUUUAAAGAAAUGAAAACAAUAGUUAACACAUUAAUCAAUAAAAAAUAAGGUAAUAUCUGGAACUUGACGGCUACUGUCUCUUUAAAUUAUCUUAAAAUUGUCAUGAUAGUUAAUGGAGGGAAAACCAAGGUAAAAAACGCGCCGAGUACACUACAUCACAAGUGACGUGGAAAUGUGUGUAUAUCAUGGAUAAAGUGACUCUUAGAAUCGCGAUAUCUCACGAAUGGUAACUUUUAGAAAAAAAUUAAUGGAAGUCAUUUUUGUAAAGAAAUUCAAGAUUUACAACUUUGGAUUGAGGUUUUUUUGACAAAACUCUCCGGUUUCGAGAAAAUUCCAAAAACCUUCAAAUUUUGAUACUUGACCCCGAAUAACUUUUUUAGCACACAUAGGAUCGUUGAGGAUUUUAAAAAUGUUAUUUGUAAUGGUAAACCUCAGCUCUCCACCAAUAUUUGGCUUUCCGGUAAUUUUUCUUAUUUUAAAUAUCUGUAUUGACCGGACUAGUAUAGGUAUAAGCUAACAACCAUAUUGAUUCAGUAGUACCAGAUAUACCUACCUUGAUUUAAUAAUACAAUAUUUUCCAGGCUUAUUGUAAGCAUUUCUGUUUUGUAUUCCAUGUAUGAAGUUAUAAUUUAUUUCCCUUAUUAAUAAAUGAAAAAUUCACU
Diorhabda sublineata is the source of this 6991-nucleotide messenger RNA. Its product is annotated as facilitated trehalose transporter Tret1-like. Gene Ontology annotation, biological process: transmembrane transport. Gene Ontology annotation, molecular function: transmembrane transporter activity. The transcript has 4 exons. Gene Ontology annotation, cellular component: membrane. Bases 2023 to 3465 code for a protein of 480 amino acids. Lineage: Eukaryota; Metazoa; Arthropoda; Insecta; Coleoptera; Chrysomelidae. The record is from RefSeq and is a predicted model, not a curated record.